Messenger RNA from Tarenaya hassleriana, 758 nucleotides. Its product is annotated as oleosin S1-2. NCBI's taxonomy places the organism in Eukaryota, Viridiplantae, Streptophyta, Magnoliopsida, Brassicales, Cleomaceae. Gene Ontology annotation, cellular component: membrane; monolayer-surrounded lipid storage body. The record is from RefSeq and is a predicted model, not a curated record.
UUUUUGUAAGAAAUCGAGGUUUUGUUUGUGUUCUGUGACACGUGCUUCUAGUUUGGUCCUAAACCUGACGUUGAUAAGCUUCGUAGUCUCUGGAAAGAUAUGGAUAACGUUGAAGGAGCAGACUUGGUUUACACGUGUCACGUCAGCGAUGCUUUCGAGAAGCCACGUGUCCAUCACCCCACAGUAUCUCUCCUAUAUAUGCAACGCCAACUAAAUUCUCUGACUCUAAUGGAAGACACUCAGGGCAGAGAGAUAGCCAUCUCCGGCAACGGCGGCCACCGAGAAAUCACCACUGCUACGGCAGUGGGGGCCACAGCAGCAGCCCUAGCCGUUGGUGGCCCGCUCCUGGCUCUGAUGAGCUUGAGCUUCUUGGCCACGGCCACUCUGUUUCUGAUAGCUGCGCCGGUGCUACUGAUAUUCAGUCCGGUGCUGUUGGGAGCGCGCCGGGCUGGGUUCGGGGCGGCUGGAGCCAUGUGGGUGGUGGGGUUAGGGGCGUUGGUGUGGGUGGGGAGGCAGGUGGGUGUGGGUGGCGGAGUCGUGGAGAGGAUGGUUGAGUCGGCGGUCGGUGUGAGGGUUAAGGAGAUGGGGAAUGACCCGAGAGGUUACUUGCGGUACAAGUCAGAUGUUGAUAAUUUUUCUCAGGCUGACUCUUCUUAAAAUAAGUUUCCUUCUUUGAAUCUUUUCUGUACCUUGUCGUCGUCUUUUUUUUUUCUUCCUGUUAAUGACUUUGAAUGAAAUCAAAUGAGUGUUUCUAUCAA